AUGGCCCCUUCCCCGGCUCCCCACGAUAGACCGGCUUAUGCUGAGUUAGCGCCUGCUACCAGCGCUGCAGGUACUUCCUCGACUCUGACUGGAAUUGCCGCAGCGCCGGCUUCACCUUCCGUCCCACGUACUUCGGCUGUAGUUUCGGGCAUUCCGAACACCAAUGCUCUUGCUUCUGCGACGCAACGUCCUACCAGCCGAAGUCCCCCCAGAGCCGCUGCCCAGACCGCGGUAAAGUCUUCUCCCCCGAGCGCUACACGAAAUGUGUCGAGCGCUGCUGGACCUAAAAUCUUUGUAAAGAAAGAGCCAGGAUCUCCCGAUAUACCGGCCGGUCGUCAUCGCCCAAGAAGGCUGGAUCUCUCCAAGAGUCUCACCGGGUCAGGCGCCGCUACGGCACGUCCGGCGCUAGGGAGGGAAGGACUCGGUAUCCAGGAAGUGGGUAUCGCAUGUCUAUCACCCGGCUUCGUCACUCAAGAUCCUGUAAUGAAAGAGCACCUACAACAGAGCAUGAAUGUUAGAGAACAGCAACGCCGUAUUAUCGAAGCUAGACUACAACAGCAAUCGGCAAAGGGGGAUGGUCCCGAUAAUGGCAAGGAGAAGGAUCCUAUUAGCCAGUUCGCCGCAAAGACCCCAGGGAUGUCUCGACGAAAUAAAGCCCCUCCGGGGUUAAGCAUUGUAGCACCAUCACAUGAGCAGUUCGCCCACGAGCGAGUGAUCCAAUCUGCGCCAUUGGGUCAGACUUUUACCGGGCGCCAUAACCCGCAGCCUUUAACGAGGCAUCUCGCUAAUCAGCCUUCGAACCUGUCCAGCACGUCUCACAUUCAUCACGUACCUGCGAACCAAACGACGAAUCGGUUACCUCCAAUCUCCGAUGUAUUCGGUGGCCAAGGGCUUCCUUCACACGCAGAAUCAAGUGCGCGAGCUUUCUACCCUGGUUCGAGCCACGGACCAUUAGCAUCGCCUGGCCACCCGCCGCCAGGUCCUUCGCAGCCUCCCAUGUCAGGCCGAGGUCGAGAAUACAAGUCGGCCGAGGAAGUACAACACGAACUCGCCGGCGGGCGGCCAGAGCUGCUACCUAAGCUUGUCCACUACACCGGACAUCAACCCCCGACACCCCCAUCACCCAGAAAUGGACUUAACCCCUUAGACACGGGUCGAAGUACGAGCAGGCGAAGAACCCGCGCCGAAUACGAGGAAGGUAGUAGCCCCCCGCUCGGCCACGGGCCUGCACCUACUCGGAGAGGCCCCUUUGGAGCCGGCCGGGACAGCCCCGAGACCCAGCGACAGAAGCGCGAGGAGUUUUUGAAGAUAUGCGAGAGAGCCUGGGAUUUGUUUCACUCGUGA
Daldinia loculata is the source of this 1344-nucleotide messenger RNA. RefSeq lists its product as uncharacterized. The coding region runs from base 1 to 1344 and encodes 447 amino acids. The record is from RefSeq and is a predicted model, not a curated record. The transcript has 2 exons. Lineage: Eukaryota; Fungi; Ascomycota; Sordariomycetes; Xylariales; Hypoxylaceae.